Messenger RNA from Coregonus sp. 'balchen', 10910 nucleotides. Lineage: Eukaryota; Metazoa; Chordata; Actinopteri; Salmoniformes; Salmonidae. The record is from the annotation of a GenBank genome assembly.
UGCUUUUGUCAGGACAAAGGGAGCACACAAGGAAGUCUUGCUAAACUGGAGGAUGCUUUGCUAGUAGUUUUCAGCUUUGUUCAACCUCAACAAGUAAGGAAGACUUAACAAUAGGAAUAUUGGACAUUUGUUAUUAGGUUUCUAGGAUGUUUGUAUAAGGAUAUUUCUUUCCAUUUUGGUUGUCAAAUAACUGCAAUAAUCUCAACAAUUAAUCUGUAUUGAUACUUGCAUUCCUGAGGUGCAUAUCUAGUUGACUGAGAAUGUAUUUGUUAUUGUUUUGUUCUCUUGGAAGACUGAGAAAAGGUUGGCCUCAAUUUUUGUAAAAGUGUUUUAUUUUGACAUUCUUGAUAAAAAUAAAAUAAUAAUUCAACUUUGUGAAAGUUAAAUAAUUCUGUAAUUCACAUACCAUUCAUUUUGAUCGAAUUGUAAAUAGGAAAAAUAGUGUGCAUUGGAAAUAAAUGAAAUGAAAUAUUAGCAACAUUGCCUAACAAUCAACCUGUAAGAUCUAAGUGUCGCGCAGCGGGUGAAAGUGGUUAGAUAGUAAAGGUGAGAUAAGUGUUGGUCUCUGCCUGAGGGAUCUCUUCUGGGGUCAUUAACCAUGACGACGGGCACAGGGGGCCCAGUGGCCUCGUUCUCUGUGUGGGACUAUGUGGUGUUUGUGGGCACACUCCUGGGGGCGGUUGGCAUCGGCCUAUUCCAAGCCAUCCGGGGCCGCAAGAACACCAGCAGCGGUGAGUUCCUGCUGGGGGGCCGUCAGAUGACAGCGGUGCCCGUUGCCAUGUCCCUCACUGCCAGCUUCAUGUCUGGCAUCACCGUGAUCGGAACGCCAGCCGAAGCCUAUCGGUUUGGGGCAGGCUACUGGAUCUUUGCCAUCUCCUAUGCCAUCAUGUCCACCAUCACCGCCGAGAUCUUUGUCCCUCUUUUCUACCGCCUGGGCAUCACCAGCACCUAUGAGGUAAGGAGAUAUACCAGGCUUUGUCAGACCCACCUGGGUCAAAUACAUUGCACUUUUGUGACUAUUCCACUGGGUCUAUUGUACUGGUCAAACAGCGAGUGCAAUCAAGGUGGAUGGAGAUAAAGUGAAGAGGAAUAGGGGAACUUGGGUAAGAGGUUGGGUGUAGGAAUUAAGAUUAAUCACCAGGGGAAAGGUGAAGAUGAGAGGGUGUGCUCUAACAUGUCUAUCCGUUGUAAUUUAACUAAUGAUUCAUCACUGAUCCAUGAAAACAAUCUAAUCCAGGAGGUGUGUCUUCUUGUUACAUCUGUUACAUUCAGCAUAUUUGAGGACUUUACCUAGUAAAAAUAUGUGACUAAUUGCCAUAAGAGUCCAUAAAAGUAUUUCCUCUGCUUUGACAAAGAAACCAUUGAUGACUUGAAAAUAAUGUUGAGGCUUUAGACCUGCAAAUAAUAAUAAUAAUAAUAAUACAUUUAAUUUGUGAAGCGCUUUUCUCAGACCAAAGGCGCAAAUAAAUAAUAAUACUAAUAAAAACAAUCCAAAAUACAGAACAUAGAACACAGACAACAAUCAAAGCUAUAUACAGGUGUCGUCAGAUCCAGAGGACACAAGAACAGAAUUAGCUGAGGUCCUUGAAAGCUUUUCUGAACAGCACAGUCUUGAGCUGUGCCUUAAAGGAGGACAGAGACUCUGCAGCCCUAUUAGUGUCUGAAAGCCCUGUCACCCAGAGUUAUUAGUCUGCUGCGGGGCUGCUGAAGGCAGAUGGACCUGGAGGAGCGAGGGGUGCGUGUGGGGCAGGAGGGUAGAAUGAGGUCAGAGUGGUACUUGGGUCCAGAGUUGUGGAUAGCUUGGUGGGUGUGAACAAGGAUAGACAGAUAGACAGACUACUGAGAAAUCAAAUAAUAUAAUAUAAUAAUAAUAUGCCAUUUAGCAGACGCUUUUAUCCAAAGCGACUUACAGUCAUGUGUGCAUACAUUUUUUACGUAUGGGUGGUCCCGGGGAUCGAACCCAGUACCCUGGCGUUACAAGCGCCGUGCUCUACCAAUUGAGCUACAGAGGACCACAAAUCUAUGCAUCUUUCUUUAUCAUCACUUCCUGAUUACCCAGAUAACAGUUCUAGGGAGAGAGAACAUUUUUGUAAUGUUUCCCGUAAUGUCCCCCUAAUGUUUGAGUGUCCAGUUUUCCAUUAGAUAGGGGAACAUUCUAUCCAUGUUAACAAAGACCUUCUGAGAACCAUUUUAGCAGAUUUUGGUGUCAGAGUUAGGAGGAACAUUCCCUUAAUUUGAAACAGAACAAACCCAGAACAUGGUUACCAUGUUCUCAGAAUAUACAAUAUUAAUGUUCUGGACACAUUUCAUGGGCGUUGCAAGAAAAUUAAUGUGUUCAGUUUUCUGAGGGUUAGUGACCUAAUGAGACACUUACGGGAAUGUUCUCAAAUAUUUUGGGAAUAUUUACAAGUGUAAAAAGCCAAUGAAAUCAGGCCAGGUUUGACUAAAAUGUUUAUUUUCUCUGCAGUAUCUGGAGAUGCGCUUUAACAAGUUGAUUCGGGUGAUCGGGACAUCCAUGUACAUCAUACAAACGGUAAAUAUUCAGUUAACAUCAUGGGAUGAAAUGGUAGGCAGUGCUUCCCUAAGGAUUUGGUGGAAACAAUAAUCUCCAUAAUACAUUAACUACAAAAAAUUGCCCUUCUCCUUUUUUCCAUUGCCUGUUUUUCUGAAGCCAUCUGGCCAUCUCAGGUAAACAUUCCACCUUUAUGAAUGUGCAUCAAGCAUGUUUACGUCAAUCAACUAAUUGCUGUGUUUCUUUCAGGUCCUGUACACUGGUAUGGUCAUCUAUGCGCCAGCUCUCGCACUCAAUCAAAGUAAGUCAUAUGCAAAGUAUCUCUGUAAUGUCCCUUAUCCAAACCACAAUAAUAUUAUUAUCUGUGCAUUGACCGAGGGUCAAUCUCUGGACAAGACUGAUUAUACAUCUUUAGCUAAUUAAAUUGGUCUGUGAUCUGAUGAUUAAGGUAUUGUCUAAUUGCUAAUGAAUUGAUGCUAUCAGCAGCUCGAAAGAGGAUAUGCAGAUAUUGUUAGGCUAAGUGAUAAUAUCAUGCAUGAUUCAUAUGUAUCUAGUUUCAUCUCAAGGAAACAGUUGAAGAGUAUUAUUUGGACAAUUCAUGUAAACGGGUCUGUACCUCUGGGUGUUUCAGUCACAGGGCUGAACCUCUGUGUGUUUCAGUCACAGGGAUGAACCUCUGGGGAGUGCUGGUGGCCACUGGGGGGGUGUGCAUCCUCUACUGUACCCUGGUCAGUGGCUCAUCUCACACACUCCCAAUCAGCAAUCAACACCUUCCCGCUGUGACAAUACACAUGACCAAGGCCAGGAGUUUUUCUCGACCCAAUGACUUGACCAUGCAGGGAAAACUCUGUGCCCCAGUUAUGGGCAAUUACUAGGGUCCAGGAAACACAACAGAACAUACAUAUGAACAUACCUCUUUUGUGCACAUGAGGUUACGGUUCCUUCCCCUGACUCCAUGUUGUAUUGUGGUUCUCAGGGAGGUCUGAAGGCGGUGAUAUGGACAGACGUGUUUCAGAUGGUGAUCAUGUUAGCAGGCUUUGUGGCCGUCAUCGCCAGGGGGGCUGUCAUCCAGGGGGGCCUGGGGACGAUCUGGGACGACUGCUACAAGGGAGGCAGGCUCAACGCGUUUGAGUAAGUAUAAUGUCCACAAACGUCAUGCAGGGAUUGAAUAGCUACACUGAUAAAAAUGAAUUACCAGCACAGUAUGACUCCUCAUAGUUUCCUGAGCGUUUUCACUUUAAUACCUUCUAAUGCAGUUUUGAUCCAGACCCUUUGAAGCGUCACACGUUCUGGACGAUCGUGGUUGGUGGCAGUGUAAUGUGGGUGUCCAUCUACUCCAUCAACCAGUCCCAGGUGCAGCGUUACAUCUCCUGCAAAACCCUAACCCAAGCCAAACUGUAAGUUGCACUCCUACCUUCCACAAUGUAGAACAAUCAUAACAUACUGGAAAAGCUGUGAAUGAAGAAUAGCAACAUGAGUGUUUGUUCCAUUUUGCUUUCUUUAAAACCCUCAGGUCACUGUAUGGGAAUAUAAUUGGUCUCUGGUUGACUGUGAGCUUAGCAGUGUUCUCCGGCCUCACCAUGUACUCCAUUUACAAAGAUUGUGAUCCAUUCACUAACGGUGAUGUAGGGGCAGUUGAUCAGGUAAGUAAGUGUAAGACAGCUGUGGUUCUUAUAGGCAUGGACUGCAUAUACAUUGCUGCACUAAUAUUAAGGAAGUCUCGAGGUUCUGCUCUCCUGAGUUAGAAUACUUAAUGAUAAACUGUAGACCAUACUAUUUGCAUAGAGAGUUUACAUCUAUAGACCGCACUCAACGAGCUGUAUAAGGCCAUAAGCCAACAAGAAAAUGCUCAUCCAGAGGCAGCGCUCCUAGUGGCUGGUGAUUUUAAUGCAGGAAAAUUGAAAUCCAUUUUACCUAAUGUCUACCAGCAUGUCACCUGUGUGACUAAGGGGAAAAAAAGCUCUCCUUCACCCUCCAUUUGGCAAAUCUGACCAUAACUAUAUCCUCCUGAUUCCUGCUUACAAGCAAAGACUCAAACAGAAAGUACCAGUGACACGCUUAAUUCGGAAGUGGUCAGAUUAAGCGGAUGCUAAGCUACAGAACUGUUUUGCUAGCACAGACUGGAAUAUGUUCUGGGUUUCAUCCGAUGGCAUUGAGGAGUUUACCAUAUUAGUCACCGGCUUCAUUAAUAAGUGCAUCAACAACGUCGUCCCCCACAGUACAUAUCCCAACCAGAAGCCAUGGAUUACAGGCAACAUCCACACUGAGCUAAAGGCUAGAGCUGCCGCUUUCAAGGAGUAGGACACUAACCCGGACGCUUAUAAGAAAUCCUGCUACGCCCUCCGAUGAACCAUCAAACAGGCAAAGCGUCAAUACAGGAAUAAGAUCGAAUCCUACUACACCAGCUCUGAUGCUCGUCGGAUGUGGCAGGGCUUGCAAACUAUCACGGAUUAUAAAGGGAAACAUAGCCACGAGCUGCCCAGUGACACGAGGAUACCAGACGAGCUAAAUGCCUUCUAUGCUCGAUUCGAGGCAAACAACACUGAACCAUGCUUGAGAGCACCAGCUGUUCUGGAUGACUGCGUGAUCACAAUCUCUGUAGCCGAUGUGAGUAAGAUCUUUAAACAGAUUAACAUUCAAAAGACCGCAGGGCCAGACGGAUUACCAGGACGCGUACUCGGAGCAUGCGCUGACCAGCUGCAAAGUGUCUUUACUGACAUUUUCAGCCUCUCCCUGACCCAGUCUGUAAUAUCUGCAGUACCAGUCAAAAGUUUGGACACACCUACUCAUUCCAGGUUUUGUCUUUAUUUUUAUUAUUUUCUACAUUGUAGAAUAGUAGUGAAGACAUCAACAUUAUGUAUUAACAAAAAAAGUGUUAAACAAAUCAAAAUAUAUUUUAUAUUUGAGAUUCUUCAAAUAGCCACCCUAUGCCUUGAUGAGAGCUUUGCACACUCUUGGCAUUCUCUCAACAAGCUUCACCUGGAAUGCUUUUCCAACAGUCUUAAAGGAGUUCCCAAAUAUGCUGAGCGCUUGUUGGCUGCUUUUCCUUCACUCUGCGGACCGACUCAUACCAAACCAUCUCAAUUGGGUGGUCAUCUGUGGAGGCCAGGUCAUCUGAUGCAGCACUCCAUCACUCUCCUUCUUGUUAAAAUAGCCCUUACACAGCCUGGAGGUGUGUUGGGUCAUUGUCCUGUUGAAAAACAAAAGAUAGCCCUACUAAGCCUAAACUUAAUGGGAUGGCAUAUCGCUACAGAAUGCUGUGGUAGCCAUGCUGGUUAAGUGUGCCUUGAAUUCUAAAUGAAUCACAGACAGUGUCACCAGCAAAGCACCCCCACACUAUAACACCUCCUCCUCCAUGCUUUAUGGUGGGAAAUACACAUGCGGAGAUCAUCCGUUCACCCACACCGCAUCUCACAAAGACACGGCGGUUGGAACAAAAAAUCUCCAAUUUGGUCACCAGACCAAAGGACACAUUUCCACCCGUCUAAUGUCCAUUGUUUCUUGACCCAAGCAAGUCUCUUCUUCUUAUUGGUGUCCUUUAGUAGUGGUUUCUUUUCAGCAAUUCGACCAUGAAGGCCUGAUUCACGCAGUCUCCUCUGAACAGUUGAUAUUGAGAUGUGUCUGUUACUUGAACUCUGUGAAGCAUUUAUUUGGGCUGCAAUUUCUGAGGCUGGUAACUCUAAUGGACUUACAGUGGGGAUAACAAGUAUUUGAUACACUGCCGAUUUUGCAGGUUUUCCUACUUACAAAGCAUGUAGAGGUCUGUAAUUUUUAUCAUAGGUACACUUCAACUGUGAGAGACGGAAUCUAAAACAAAAAUCCAGAAAAUCACAUUGUAUGAUUUUUAAGUAACUAAUUUACAUUUUAUUGCAUGACAUAAGUAUUUGAUACAUCAGAAAAGCAGAAAAUAAUAUUUGGUACAGAAACCUUUGUUUGCAAUUACAGAGAUCAUACGUUUCUGUAGGUCUUGACCAGGUUUGCACACACUGCAGCAGGGAUUUUGGCCCACUCCUCCAUACAGACCUUCUCCAGAUCCUUCAGGUUUCGGGGCUGUCGCUGUGCAAUACGGACUUUCAGCUCCCUCCAAAGAUUUUCUAUUGGGUUCAGGUCUGGAGAUUGGCUAGGCCACUCCAGGACCUUGAGAUGCUUCUUACAGAGCCACUCCUUAGUUGCCCUGGCUGUGUGUUUCGGGUCAUUGUCAUGCUGGAAGACCCAGCCAUGACCCAUCUUCAAUGCUCUUACUGAGGGAAGGAGGUUGUUGGCCAAGAUCUCGCGAUACAUGGCCCCAUCCAUCCUCCCCUCAAUACGGUGCAGUCGUCCUGUCCCCUUUGCAGAAAAGCAUCCCCAAAGAAUGAUGUUUCCAUCUCCAUGCUUCACGGUUGGGAUGGUGUUCUUGGGGUUGUACUCAUCCUUCUUCUUCAUCCAAACACGGUGAGUGGAGUUUAGACCAAAAAGCUCUAUUUUUGUCUCAUCAGACCACAUGACCUUCUCCCAUUCCUCCUCUGGAUCAUCCAGAUGGUCAUUGGCAAACUUCAGAUGGGCCUGGACAUGCUCUGGCUUGAGCAGGGGGACCUUGCGUGCGCUGCUGGAUUUUAAUCCAUGAUGGCGUAGUGUGUUACUAAUGGUUUUCUUUGAGACUGUGGUCCCAGCUCUCUUCAGGUCAUUGACCAGGUCCUGCCGUGUAGUUCUGGGCUGAUCCCUCACCUUCCUCAUGAUCAUUGAUGCCCCACGAGGUGAGGUCUUGCAUGGAGCCCCAGACCGAGGAUGAUUGAACGUCAUCUUGAACUUCUUCCAUUUUCUAAAAAUUGCACCAACAGUUGUUGCCUUCUCACCAAGCUGCUUGCCUAUUGUCCUGUAGCCCUUCCCAGCCUUGUGCAGGUCUACAAUUUUAUCCCUGAUGUCCUUACACAGCUCUCUGGUCUUGGCCAUUGUGGAGAGGUUGGAGUCUGUUUGAUUGAGUGUGUGGACAGGUAUCUUUUAUACAGGUAACGAGUUCAAACAGGGGCAGUUAAUACAGGUAAUGAGUGGAGAACAGGAGGGCUUCUUAAAGAAAAACUAACAGGUCUGUGAGAGACAGUAUUCUUACUGGUUGGUAGGUGAUCAAAUACUUAUGUCAUGCAAUAAAAUGCAAAUGAAUUGCUUAAAAAUCAUACAAUGUGAUUUUCUGGAUUUUUGUUUUAGAUUCCGUCUCUCACAGCUGAAGUGUACCUAUGAUAAAAAUGACAGACCUCUACAUGCUUUGUAAGUAGGAAAACCUGAAAAAUCGGCAGUGUAUCAAAUACUUGUUCUCCCCACUGUAUAGCCGUGUUAUUUUCUACUCCAUAUUUAUAUAGCCGUGUUAUUCACUGUGUCACAAUUUUUUUAUUAUUCUUAUCUACAACUCUGCGUUGUUGGAAAAGUACCCAUAAGUAAGCAUUUCAUUGUUAGUCUACACCUGUUGUCUACAAAGCAUGUGACAAAUAAAAUGUGAUUUGAUUUUAAUUUGAUUUGACUACGGCAGUGUUAUCAAAUGUUGAAACUGACUGGUGUGUGUUUGUGUGUGUGUCUGUGUAAACAAGCUGCUUCCAUACCUGGUGAUGGACAUUCUGGCAGCCUAUCCUGGAGUCCCUGGGUUGUUUGUGUCUGCAGCAUACAGUGGUACACUAAGGUGAGUAUACUCCAAGGGGAACCCAAAUAGAGAAUGUCUGGUUACACAAAUGUUCUAGGUGGAAAAAGUCUGGAUGGAUAUUUAAAUGUAUUGGCAUAGUAAGAAAACCCCACCUCAUGAUCCCCUACCCCGUUCUGGGUCCGAACACAUGCAGUAUUCCACUACUAACCUAUCAAUUCAUGUGUUUAACCAUGAGUUCCCAGCAGACAAAGGACAAUUCUUUCUAUUCUCCUCAUCUAUUGUCAUUGCGUCUGUUUCAGUACUGUGUCCUCCAGCAUCAAUGCGCUGGUGGCUGUCACUGUGGAGGACUUCAUCAGGCCAGCGUGCAAAAACCUGACAGAGAAACAGGUGUCCUGGAUCAACAUGGGCCUCAGUGAGUUUCACACAAAACAAUAACCGUCUGACAAAAUGUCAUGACUGCCACAGCCCUAUGUAAGACUAACAAAAUGAUAUGUGGGCUCAUUCAAAUAAUAAUGUGAUACAAAUAUACAAGGUCAGUUUGACAUUUUUAAAAAUGUAUGUACAUUAUAUGUUAUUACUUUACAUGGAAAUAUAUUCCUAAUCAUCAUAUGUUUAUGGGAUAUUUAAUUAUCUUUGGACAUAUUCCAGGUGUUUUCUUCGGGGUUUUGUGCAUUGGGAUGGCUGCAAUAGCUUCACUGAUGGGGAGCAUUUUGCAGGUAGGAAAACGAUAAUCAGAAGUGGCUCUGUAGCACCACCUGCUGUCUAGGAGUCAUCCUCUCUACUUUAUGUUUCCAACCGUUGUCUCUUUUCAGGCAGCACUCUCCAUAUUUGGAAUGAUCAGUGGACCUCUUCUUGGACUUUACCUACUAGGCAUGUUCUGGCGCACAGCAAACUCAACAGUAGGUAUUCCCAAUCUUAUUCAUAUCAAUGUCAUCAUUCAUACUCAAGACUGAUUUACUCAUUACUCAAAGAGAAAUUAACAUCUGUAAACACUAUAAAAAUCCUGACAUACAAAUCAAGAUUUUGGUUGUUAAAUACAACACAAUGUUAAAGGUUAGACAAUAUAAUAAUUACAUAUACAUGUGAUGUAUCUCUAUAGGUAAGACUGUACUGAGACUGCUUCCUUGUGCCUUGCAGGGGGGACUCACAGGGCUGAUUGUGGGCCUUGUUAUUACCCUGUGGGUAGGGAUUGGAGCGCAGAUAUACCCACCCUCAGCUGAUAAGAUCAACCCUCUGCCAAUCAGUGUGGCAGGCUGUAACCGCACACAGGACCUGAACUACACCACCCUGGCCCCAUGGACCAGCGCAGUAACACUGACCCCUCUGCCUGAGUGAGUUACUCACAGUCACUUUAUAACCCCUGUCUCCAAAGUCACCCUAUUCCCAAUAUAGUGUACUACUUUUGAGUAGAGUCCUAUGGUCCUUAUAGCUAUGGGUUAGCAGCCUUGUUAAACCAGCCUGAUCUUGCCAGCUCACAUUCUGUUUCACUGAAAGGAAUCUGAUUUCACGAGGCUAAUGUGUAAGGGGAGCUGAGCUAAGGUUGCUCAGGUAUGACUCUUUCAUCUUGUUGUUACAGUGACCGACCAGCUCUGGCAGACUCAUGGUACUCUUUGUCCUACGUGUACUUCUGUCUUCUGGGCACUCUGGUGACUGUGAUCGUGGGCCUGGUGGUAAGCGCUAUCACAGGUGAGGAUACCUCCUUUAGCUCUAACCCUAACAGCAUAGUGCAUGAUAUGAUUAUUACUGACUUCGUGACCUGAACAGGACAAACUCCUGGUCAGGUUUGUUUAGGAAAUACUCCUGGCCCUGGGUAUAAUGACAGGCUGGUUCAAAUUGAUAUUGUAUGCAUUUAGUUAAGCUAGACAUCUUUCUGUGUUGUGUCUUUCCAGGUGGCUGCAAGCAGGAGAAUCUACGCUCGGAUCUCUUUGUAAGGAGAAGUGAUCUAUUCUGCGCUGGCUGUGGCAAGGACUCAGAGGUAAAGCAUCUCCCCACCACCUCAACCCUCUCUCUUUCAUUUUAUUCUCUCUCUCAUACUGUAGGCCCACAUCUGUAUGAAAUGUUCUGUGUCUGUGUCUAUCUGUGUGUGUGUUAACUGGCUCCUGGGUGGUCUUUGUGUGUCUUCCGCAGGCAUCAGACCCUGAGAUAAAUGAAAAGGCUGGGUCAGAGCUGAAGAAAGGAUCAAACAACGCUGGAUUCAAAGACUCUCAACUUAACAUUGUGGAUAAGGAUGUGGAGAAGGUCACUAAAAUGUGAUGCUGCCACCAAGCUAAAUACACGCUGUCUACUGGAGUGCUCCAAGAGAACGAUUUGUCCUCUCACAUUUCCAUUCUAGUUUUAUUGUAAUGAAAUUAAUUGCUAAGAAAAGGAAGCCCAAGUGUGUAAUUAUGCAGAUGAAGUCUCUAAUCAGCAAAUGUGUGUGUGAGUGACAUGUCUCUAAGAACAAAGGACAAGCAUUUCUAACCCCAUAUUCAACAGGGUCAAUACUGACCGUGGGUCCCGACAAAAAAAAAUAGUAUUUAUUUUUACUCAGUUGGGCAUUCAAUUUACUGCUGUCGAGAGUUGUAAUAGCAGAGAAUGCACAAGGCAGCAUUUCAAAAUGUGUUAGUGCAUGGGCAGUUUUCCUCUAUUUAUGUCACUCACUGACAGACCUUAAAGAGCUAUUUAAACCUGUCAGAAAUUUCCAGUUGAUCAACUAGCUAGCCUAUGGUAGCUAGGUAGGUAUGUUAGGCUAACCAGCUAUCUAAAUCUUGUUGUUAUCAUCAGAUUACUUGACCAGGGGCCUCAACACCC